Messenger RNA from Nymphaea colorata (pocket water lily), 1900 nucleotides. RefSeq names its product phenylacetaldehyde synthase-like. The record is from RefSeq and is a predicted model, not a curated record. Gene Ontology annotation, molecular function: carboxy-lyase activity; pyridoxal phosphate binding. Gene Ontology annotation, biological process: amino acid metabolic process. Bases 302 to 1804 code for a protein of 500 amino acids. Lineage: Eukaryota; Viridiplantae; Streptophyta; Magnoliopsida; Nymphaeales; Nymphaeaceae. The transcript has 13 exons.
GACUAUUUCUUAGAAUCCACAAGGCAGAAAAAAUUUUGCACAAAAAAACGAAUAAAUCUGAGUCGGGAGCGUGUCAUCACUGCUCACCAUUCAAUACAGUUCUCGAAAAUGCGAGUUCGACACUAGUCGUGGUUCGACCAUUCGGCGUGCUUGGCGCAUGAGUUGAUGAUAGAAGCCAUUUCCUCGAUAAGUAACGUCCAUUACCGCGGUCCACCACUCUCAACUCUGAUCGUUUACUGGCGGGCGGCAUCAUCUCCAUUCCCGCUUGUUGGCGCCAAAGACGGAGAAAGAAGGCCUACCAAUGGGGGAGAACUGCAAUGGCGAAGACAUGAAGCAACGGGUUGCAUUGAAGCCCAUGGACGCCGAACAGCUAAGAGAAUAUGGUCACAAGGUCGUCGAUUUCGUCGCCGAUUACUACAAAAGCAUCGAGAGCUUCCCCGUCCUCAGCCAAGUUAAGCCUGGUUACCUGAAAGAAAUUUUACCUCAAUCUGCUCCAAAUCACCCAGAGCCUUUGGAGGAUGUUCUUAAUGAUCUUCAGCAUAAGAUUGUCCCUGGUGUUACGCACUGGCAGAGCCCAAAUUAUUUUGCGUAUUUUCCAUCUAAUAGUAGCACUGCUGGGUUUCUAGGGGAAAUGCUUAGUGCUGGAUUCAAUAUUGUGGGCUUUAGUUGGUUGACUUCCCCUGCUGCUACGGAGCUUGAGGUGAUUGUCAUGGAUUGGCUUGCUAAAAUGUUGAAACUUCCUGAACAGUUUCUUUCGUCAGGGAAUGGUGGUGGAGUGAUUCAGGGAACAGCAAGUGAAGCAGUUCUAGUUGCACUGUUAGCUGCACGUGAUCGUACAUUAAGGAGAGAUGAAUCAGUUGGUAUUGAUAGACUGGUGGUUUAUGGAUCGGAUCAGACUCAUUCAGCAUUGAAGAAGGCUUGCCAGAUUGCUGGAAUUCAUCCAAAAAAUUGCAGACUCCUGCCUACAAGUUCAUCUACAAAUUAUGCUUUGAACCCAAAGGUUUUAUGUGAAACAAUCUCUGAAGACAGCAGGACUGGCUUAUGUCCUUUUUUUCUUUGUGCUACAGUUGGCACAACUUCCUCAACUGCUGUGGAUCCUCUACCUGCCUUAGGAAAGAUAGCUAAGGACAGCAAAAUGUGGUUCCAUGUUGAUGCUGCAUAUGCUGGAAGUGCAUGCAUCUGCCCUGAAUAUCGGCAUUAUCUUGAUGGAGUUGAGGAAGCAGAUUCUUUCAAUAUGAAUGCACAUAAAUGGCUUUUGACAAAUUUUGAUUGUUCAGCACUUUGGGUGAAGGACUCAAAUUCAUUGGUUCAAGCACUUUCUACAAACCCGGAGUUUCUGAAAAAUAAGGUUUCAGAAGAAAGGCUUGUCAUAGAUUACAAAGAUUGGCAAGUGCCUCUUGGGCGAAGGUUCAGGUCGUUGAAGUUAUGGAUGGUUAUGCGACUUUAUGGUUCAGAAAACCUACAAAAUUACAUCCGUGGUCAUAUCAAGUUGGCUGAAUAUUUUGAACAAUUACUUGUGGGAGAUCCUAGAUUCAAGGUUGUUGCACCUCGAACAUUUGCACUUGUAUGCUUUCGUCUAGAAGCCCCGAAAAAUAGUCCUGACAAUGGAGAAAAACUUAAUCGAGAUUUACUGGAGGCUGUAAAUUCAAGUGGAGAUAUUUUUCUUUCGCAUACUGUUUUAUCUGGUCAAUUCAUUCUCCGAGUUGCUGUUGGUGCGCCGCUGACAGAAGAGAGGCAUAUCAAGGCUGCGUGGAAGCUGUUGCAGGAAAAGGCCACUUUAUUGUUGGAGCAGGAUGCUUUGUAAACCUGGAGUCUAAAUUCAUGUUGCUAAGAUAGAAUUCCUUAAUCCAAACAGCCAUGGGAAUAUAUUCUUUGAAUUAAAGAGCCAACAUUAUUUGCA